UUUCCAGAAGUACCUUCCGGCCUCGACGACCCUAUUCCCGUGCUGCACCGCGGCCUUCCUCUCUCCCUUUCUCUUCCGGCCCGAGGCGCUUCGGGAGCCGCGGGCUUCGGUGCAGACAUGGCCAAGUCCAAGAACCACACCACGCACAACCAGUCACGAAAAUGGCACAGAAACGGCAUCAAGAAACCCCGGUCGCAAAGAUACGAAUCUCUUAAGGGGGUAGACCCCAAGUUCCUGAGGAACAUGCGCUUUGCCAAGAAGCACAACAAGAAGGGUCUGAAGAAGAUGCAGGCCAACAACGCCAAGGCCAUGAGUGCACGUGCCGAGGCUAUCAAGGCCCUCGUCAAGCCCAAGGAGGUCAAGCCCAAGAUCCCAAAGGGCGGCAGCCGCAAGCUCAAUCGACUUGCCUACAUCGCUCACCCCAAGCUCGGGAAACGUGCUCGUGCCCGCAUUGCCAAGGGUCUCAGGCUCUGCCGGCCAAAGUCCAAGGCCAAGGCUCAAACCAAGGCCCAAGCUUCGGCUGCGACUCCGGCUCCAGCUCCUGCUCCUGCUCCUGCUGCAGCUCAGACUCCCAAAGGUGCCCAGGCCCCCACAAAGGCUCCAGUGUAGAGUCUUCUGUCUGCCAGUGUGAGGACAGAAGGACUGGUAUGACCCCUGGGCUUCUAUCCGCAUGGGGCUGGUGUCCUCCUGUGCUAUUUGUACAAAUAAACCUGCGGCAGGAUCUGUCA
This is a messenger RNA of Mustela erminea (ermine), 728 nucleotides long. It is a transcript of the gene RPL29, whose product is annotated as ribosomal protein L29. NCBI's taxonomy places the organism in Eukaryota, Metazoa, Chordata, Mammalia, Carnivora, Mustelidae. The record is from RefSeq and is a predicted model, not a curated record. Gene Ontology annotation, biological process: cytoplasmic translation. The transcript has 4 exons. Gene Ontology annotation, cellular component: cytosolic large ribosomal subunit; ribosome. Gene Ontology annotation, molecular function: structural constituent of ribosome. Bases 118 to 609 code for a protein of 163 amino acids.